AGAAGCAACAUGGCCAAAAUCGCACUCAUAACUGUCUCGUUUCUCCUCGCGCUGGCACUGUCAGCCGCGGCGCCAGCUGAGAAGGCCCCAGUCGAGGAAAAGCAAGACCUCAUAGCCCCAGCUGAGGCUAAAGAAGACUUAGUAGCGGAAAAGGACGACUUAAAACCCGCGGCUUCUCAUUGGGGAGGCGGUUGGGGCUACGGAGGGCAUUGGGGCGGACACUGGGGCGGCCAUUACCCGUAUUACAGUAGUUACUGGGGCUACCCAGGUUGGGGCUAUGGGGGUUAUGGCGGCUACGGCGGCUAUGGAGGCUACGGAGGCUAUGGCUGGCCAUAUUACGGCGGGUGGGGCGGCUACGGCGGGUACUGGUGGUAA
Molecule: messenger RNA, 375 nt
Organism: Pectinophora gossypiella (pink bollworm)
Lineage: Eukaryota; Metazoa; Arthropoda; Insecta; Lepidoptera; Gelechiidae
Exons: 3
Coding region: 10-375 (121 amino acids)
Source: RefSeq, a predicted model, not a curated record